CCACCAAAGCCGUGUGGUUGAGCGAAGUGAAUGACGUCUCUGCAUUUGCGGGCCGCCGACGCAGGGCUGGGUUUCCAUUUUCACAGCGAGUUUCGGGGGGGAUCGUCAACAUGGAGCCGGAGAUGGAGGACAAACCGUUGGAAUUGAUGUGCUCUGUGCCUCGCUCUCUCUGGCUGGGCUGCUCCUCGGUGGCUGAGAGUUUGUGUGCACUCAGGUGCCUGCAGAGCAUCCCCUCCACCCGGGCUCACAACCAGAACAUGUCAGGGAUGGAGUCCCAGAACCUCGACCACGAUCUGUCGCCAAAGAAGAACACAGUUCUCAAGCUUAAUAACGGCCCUGUCGUCGGGUCCCGCAAGCGGCCGUCAGAGGGGAACUACGAGAAAGAGAAGGAACACUGCAUCGCCCUGUUUGACCAGUGGUCGGAGGCCGACCAGGUGGAGUUUGUCGAGCGCCUGAUCUCCCGUAUGUGCCACUACCAGCACGGCCACAUCAACUCCUACCUCAAACCCAUGCUGCAGAGGGACUUUAUCACUGCGCUGCCAGCCCAAGGCUUGGAUCACAUAGCGGAGAACAUCCUCUCUUUCCUGGAUGCGCGCUCGCUGUGCUCAGCAGAGCUGGUGUGUAAGGAGUGGCAGAGGGUCAUCUCUGAGGGUAUGUUAUGGAAGAAGCUCAUCGAACGCAUGGUCCGCACUGACCCGCUUUGGAAAGGCCUGUCCGAGAGACACCAGUGGGAGAAAUAUUUGUUCAAGAACCGCACGUCAGAAGUCCCACCCAACUCCUACUACCACUCCCUUUAUCCCAAGAUCAUCCAAGACAUAGAGACUAUUGAGGCAAAUUGGCGGUGUGGCAGACACAACUUGCAGCGGAUUCAGUGUCGCUCAGAAAACAGUAAAGGGGUUUACUGUCUCCAGUACGAUGACGACAAGAUCAUCAGUGGCCUUAGGGACAAUUCCAUCAAGAUCUGGGAUAAGCAGUCUCUGGAGUGUCUGAAGAUACUGACCGGUCACACGGGAUCAGUGUUGUGUCUCCAGUAUGACGAGAGGGUCAUCGUCACCGGCUCCUCUGACUCGACUGUCAGGGUGUGGGAGGUCACUACGGGUGAGGUACUGAACACGCUGAUCCACCACAACGAGGCGGUUCUUCACCUACGCUUCGCCAACGGAUUGAUGGUCACCUGCUCCAAGGACCGCUCGAUCGCCGUCUGGGACAUGGCCUCCCCGACUGACAUCAGCCUACGCCGCGUCCUCGUGGGACACCGGGCUGCUGUCAAUGUGGUCGACUUUGAUGACAAAUACAUUGUGUCCGCCUCAGGGGACCGUACCAUAAAGGUAUGGAGCACAAGUACCUGUGAGUUUGUGCGCACACUAAAUGGUCAUAAGAGAGGCAUCGCCUGUCUACAGUACAGAGAUCGCCUGGUGGUCAGCGGCUCAUCGGACAACACAAUCCGGUUAUGGGAUAUAGAGUGUGGGGCAUGUUUGCGAGUGCUGGAAGGUCACGAGGAGCUGGUGCGUUGCAUUCGCUUUGACAAUAAAAGGAUUGUCAGCGGUGCCUACGACGGCAAGAUCAAGGUGUGGGACCUGCAGGCAGCCCUGGACCCAAGAGCCCCAGCCAGCACAUUAUGUCUGCGCACUCUAGUGGAGCACUCUGGCCGCGUGUUUCGUCUCCAGUUUGAUGAGUUUCAGAUCAUCAGCAGUUCUCACGACGAUACCAUCCUGAUCUGGGACUUCCUGAACGUCUCGACUAAUGGCCAGUCGGAGGGACGGUCUCCCUCCCGCACCUACACUUACAUUUCUAGAUAGCAGGUACAAAGAUCCCACACGUUCACAUUUAGCUUAAAUAGCCACCGUCCAUCACACACGAGUGUGUAUGUGUGCAUAGUUAGAGAAUCCUGUUGAUGCCUGCUGAGAAGACCCUGGUGUGAUUGUAGACUCU
Molecule: messenger RNA, 1932 nt
Organism: Gasterosteus aculeatus aculeatus (three-spined stickleback)
Lineage: Eukaryota; Metazoa; Chordata; Actinopteri; Perciformes; Gasterosteidae
Source: RefSeq, a predicted model, not a curated record